Molecule: messenger RNA, 3407 nt
Organism: Oryza sativa Japonica Group (Japanese rice)
Lineage: Eukaryota; Viridiplantae; Streptophyta; Magnoliopsida; Poales; Poaceae
Product: protein ROLLING AND ERECT LEAF 2-like
Source: RefSeq, a predicted model, not a curated record
CAAGCCCGCAAACGAUAAAAGAGAAGAUUCUGACCGCUCUGAUGAGCGAAACCCUCCCUCGUCUCCUCCCCACUCCACUCGCUCCCUCCCAUCAGCGUUUCGCUCUCGUUUCGUUCGGUGUUGCCGCGCGCGCGCGCGCCCGCAUCAUUGCGCCAUCACUCUCUCGCUCGCGCUGGUCGCCCAACGCCACCGAACGCCAUUAUGGUGGGCGGAUACUAGUAGCAGGAAGGGCGGAGCGGAGGGGGGAGAGGGGAGAGGAGUGUACGCUUGCGGCAGCGGUGUACGUUCGUACGUGCGGGCGUUGAGUGAUGGGGUGCAAGGGGUCCAAGCUGGAGGACCAGGAGGCCGUCGCGCUGUGCCGCGGCCGCGCCGAGCUGCUGGCCGCCGCCGUGCGCCACCGGUACGCGCUCGCCGACGCGCACGGGGCGCUCGCGGACUCGCUCCACUCGAUGGCCGCGCCGCUGCACCGCCUCCUCCUCCUCCAGCUCCAGGCCUCCUCGCCGCAGCUCACGCUGCCUACGGCACGCAAGGGCGGUCGUCCGCGGACCGCCGCCGCCGCCGCCACGUUGUCGCUUCCUCACGGCCGUUCGGCGCACCUCGACGACCUCGGGUCGCCGUCCGGAUCCGAGACGGCCUCGCCGGCCGACUCGCCCCUCCGCGCAUUCCCCGAGCAGCAGCUCCCCUACCCGCAUUACGCGUACGGGUACGGGACGGGGCCCGCGUUCGCGUACCCGCCGCCUCCGGCGAGCUCCCUGCAGUUCUACUACGCGCGCAGCCGCCCUCCGCCGCCGUCGGUCGGCGUCGCGCAGCGCGCGCCGGUGUCGACGGAGCGCGUGUACUACGGCUCGUUCGACCCGACCAGCGGUUACCCGCAGUAUUACGCCAACGGCGGCGUGCCGGCCACAGCCGCGCCGCAGCGGAUGGCGGCUCCCGCGCCUCCUCGUUCGCCGCCAAGGGAGAGCUCCUGGGCCUUCUUGAACGUGUUCGCGAACUACGAGCCGUACGACAACUAUUACUACGACUCCACAGCCGCAGCGGCCUCUGCCGCGGCGUACACGCCGAGCAGGAGCUCGCGGGAGGUGCGGGAGGAGGAGGGCAUCCCGGAGCUGGAGGAGGACGAGGACGACUGCGUGUUCAAGGAGGUGGCCAGCGGCGGGUACUCGGCUGGGAGCGGCGGACACCGCAGCCGGCGCAGCUCGAUUGGUAGCCUGAGCAGCGUCGCCGAGCAGGAGAACGCCGUCAUUGACAAUGACGUCGUAGCUAGCACCAGUGAGAUAUACCGGAGGCCACUGGCACACCGGAAUGUCGCCAUGCGCGCGCUAGCACAGGCAGCGCAGAGGGUCGCCGGCAACGGCGGCAAUGUGGAUGUUGCCGGGGAGAUCAAGGCCCAGCUUGUUCGGGCAGCAGAAGCAACAAGGGAGCUCGCGCCAUUGCUGGAGGUCGGGAAGCCGAGCUACCAAGAACACAGCCAUGCUUCAUCACGGCUGAUGUCGUCAAUCCCUGUGCCUAACUUGGGGUGCAAAGGCGUGGACUUGGUGGACAUUAGAGGAGGAGGGGUAAUGGUGGACUCGAAGAGCCUAUCCUUGACACUGGAGAAGCUCUAUUUCUGGGAGAGGAAGCUGUAUGGUGAGGUCAAGGCCGAGGAGAAAAUGCGUUUACUUCUUGCCAAGAACUCUAAACGACUCAAAUUAUUGGACCAAAGGGGUGCUGAGGCUCAUAAGAUCGAUGCAACAAGAAAUUUGCUGAGGAAAUUGUCAACAAAGAUUAAAAUAGCUGUCCGUGUUAUUGCCAAGGUUUCAACAAAGAUAAACAAAGUGAGGGACGAGGAAUUAGGGCCACAAGUUAAUGCCUUGAUCCAAGGGUUUAUCAAAAUGUGGCAGUAUAAGCUACACUCUUACCACACACAGUUUCAAGUGAUCUCGGAAGCCAAAAACUUGGUUUCUGUCGUGUCACGUGAAAAUGGACCUGAUCUGGCAAUGGAGCUUGAACUAGAGUUGAUUAAAUGGAUCAUCAAUUUUUCGUCUUGGGUGAACGCUCAUAGGAACUUUGUAAGGGCAUUGAAUGGAUGGCUAGCACUCUGUCUUAACUACGAGACUGGGGAGACAACUUAUGGGGAACCCCCUUAUUCACCUGGAAGAAUAGGCGCUCCAUUGGUUUUUAUUAUCUGCAACAGAUGGUCUCAAGCUAUGGAUCAGAUUUCUGAGAAGGAUGUGGUUAACGCCAUGAAAGCUCUUGUGUCUAGUGUACAGCACUUGUGGGAGCAGCAAAAUCAAGAAGAGGGUGAAGAACGAAUCCUAGCAAUCCGAGAAAGGGAAAGAUGGAUGAAGAUGUUGGAAAAGAAGACGCUAGAGGUUAAAAGGGAAGCUGAUGAAUUAAACAAGAAGCUGGCCCUAGUACUGAGGCGGCAGAGUUUGCAUCAGCGUCCAACAAUGCAAACAUACGAAGCCCAUUGUGUUGAAGCAAGCAGCGUACAUAUAAAUUUGAGGUUAGUUCUUCAAGCUCUGGAGAAUUUUGCUGCCAACUCCCUGCAAGCCUUCCAAGAGAUACUGAGGCAAUCUGACAGCUGAAGAAGGUGAGGUUGUUGAGAAGACAGCAUGAAAAUGUGGUAGGCCGGAAGCAAGAAGAGAACUUCCAGCAGCAACCCGGUUUGUUAAAAUUUUGAAGCCAACUCAUUAGUCGGAAACCAGAGAAUAUGGAUCAAAACACAUGAUACAGACGAGAUGGUGAGCACGGUGACCAUGCAGAUGAAAUAAAACUUGGAUGGGCUUUGUACGAACAUGGAGGCUCAGAUGAAGGAAUUGAGAAUUUGAGAUGAGGAUUUUUGUGCUGUGCCGUUAUAAAUUUCUUGCCAGAAUUUGGGGGCAGAAGAGAUGAGGGUUGUUCUGUCCUGUGUUCAAGCACAGAGUUUACCCACUGGCUGGGUGAAGAACCUGGAUGCCAUGGUUACUUGAACACCACCAGAAUACAGUAGUAUGAAAUGCGGUUCUACAUUAUGGGCUCUGCUUCUACCUAAAGGAUUAAGGUACUGUUUCAUUUUGGUGAUGGGGGGCAUGUACAAUGACUGAAAGUAGUCAGCUGAACGUGCAAUAGGAAAACUAUUACUACCUCCGUCCUAAAAUGUAGCUAUUUCUAGCACAGUACUUUGUCCCAAAAUGAAGUUAUUUUUCUACCUACCUUCUCCUCUCAACCAAUCACAAGCAUUCUUUUUCACCUAUUUUCUCUUUUCAACUAAUCACACACCUUUUUCAAUCAUUCUCACCUACUUUCUUAAUACCCGUGCCAACCUUAAAAAUGCUUACAUUUUGGGACGGAGGAAGUAAUUGAUGCACGGGUUGUACAUAACUAUAUAUUAUGCUGUAUUCGCAAUGAAGUUUAUGAAAUAGUAUUGCCACUAGGCAUUAGUAGCU